AUGCGGUGUUUGAAUGUGAAUUUCCACACACUUGGAACUAUAAGGGUUCAUUUAUUUCUCAGCGGGAUCCAACCUUCGUACAAUCCUUGGUAUUUCCACUGGGAGACUUUUUCUCAGCCCGCAGUUGAACUUCCUGAAAAUGACGAAGAGGAAAUGGCAGAUGUGUUGGCAGACAUGUUAAGAGGGGACCCUGGGUUUGACAAAUCUUCCAACACUACUGAUUCUUUCAAUGAACCCCCUAUCAAUGACAACAACAAGUUUGAUGACUUGUUUAAGGAGAUGGAGUCUGAGUUGUAUCCAGGUUGCAAAAAAUCAGCCCUCAAUGCACUGGUGAAGCUUAUGCACUGCAAGGUUUUAAAUAGGUGGAGUAACCACUCUUUCGAUAUGUUGCUGUCCAUCUUGAUUGAACUAUUUCCAGAGGGGACAAAAUUACCGAAGUCGCAUUAUGGGUCGAAGAUGCGAUUGUGCAAUCUAGGUUUGGGUUACGACUCAAUAGAUGUGUGCAAGUAUAAUUGUGCCAUUUUUUGGAAGGAGAAUGAGAAGAAAGAGUUUUGCCCUGUAUGUGGCAAAUCACGAUGGGUGAAAAAAAAAGGUAAGGAGAAAAAAGUUCCUCACAAAGUUAUGCGUUACUUCCAACUCACACCGAGACUAAAACGAUUAUAUUGCUCAAGACACACCGCGAAGGAUAUGCGGUGGCAUUACUCGCAGAGACCAAAAGAAGACGGUGUGCUUAGGCAUCCUGCGGAUGCUGAAGAAUGGAAGCGGUUUGACCGCCUUCAUCCGUAUUUUGCUGUUGAACCUAGAAAUGUCAGACUGGGAUUGGCUACUGACGGUUUUCAUCCAUUUGGCAACAUGAGCAACUCUUACAGCCUGUGGCCAGUUAUUUGUGUCCCAUAUAAUUUGCCACCGUGGAAGUGUCCAUCAUCUCCUGGGAAAGACAUAGAUGUAUUCAUGAGACCGUUAAUUGACGAACUGAAACAGUUUUGGGAGACGGGUGUUGAAGCCCGAGAUGCCUACAACGGAACUGUGUUUUCAAUGCGUGCGGCAGUGUUUUGGACAAUAAAUUAUUUUCCUGCUUAUGCUCUAAUGUCUGGUUGGAGCACAAAAGGGUAUAUGGUGUGUCCCACUUGCAAUGAACAUACUCCUUCCAUUGGCCUAAAUAGCAAGAUUGGAUAUGUUGGCCACAGACGUUUUCUCAAAAUGAGUGAUCCGAGAAGGAGAAGCAAAAAGUACAAUGGUAAGCCUAAGAAGAGAGCACCACCUCCUGUAUUGACGGGGGAUGAUAUUUUAUCUCAAUUAGACCGAAUUCCAUUGAGUUUGCCUGGAAAACACAAACAGUUCGGGGGUGUGAAACGGAAGCAUUCUAGUGCAGAGCUAAAUUGGUCUAAAAAAAGUACUCUUCUAAGUAUCGACGGGAUGUCAAAGGAUACCGACAAGGCGAGAAUGGAUUUGCAAGACUUGCAAAUACGACACUUCAUAAAGUCUGUACGAUUUCCGGACAGUUUUGCAGCAAACUUAGACAAAAAUGUAAAUUUGGAUACGGGCAAGAUUUCCGGGCUCAAAUCACAUGAUUGUCAUGUGUUGUUACAACGUUUACUAUCGGCAUGUAUCUGUAAGUUCUUGAAAAAAGAAAUUCGAGACACAAUCAUUGAGCUGUGUGUGUAUUUCAAACAAUUAUGCUCAAGAACACUUAAUGUUUCGGAUUUAGAAAAAAUGCAAACAAAUAUUCUAACUAUUUUGUGCAAGUUAGAAACAAUUUUUCCACCGGCUUUCUUUGACAUAAUGGUUCACGUAGUUAUGCAUCUCCCUAAAGAAGCCAUGUUACCUCCUGACGGAGUAACUCAAGAGGUGUGGAGUGACUGCAUUGCUUAUUGGAGCACAGACAAACAAAAAGCUAACCCCGACAUAGGAGAACUGUCAACUGCGGUGGAAACUUUUCAAAAUUUUCACCAUAAAGGCAACAAUUGGCGCAACGAGUACGCGCAACAAGCUUACGAGCAAAUCGUUGAAUUAGCGGCAACUCAACCAGCGCCCACUGAAGAUCAGCCCGAUGAGCCUGCUGUCAAUCCUACACAGUACCCUCGAGACUUACCUGUUAUGACGCAAGUGCUCGGGGAACGAUCUCGACAUCUUAGAGGCUUUGGCCAUCUCCCCAGACUGAAGGGAGUUGGGGCCAAAAGAGCACCUGCCACACAUUCUUCGGCCCCACCGACUGUUACAAUGGAACAGUAUGAGGUUUUACAGAAAAAAAUGGAGGAAGCGGAGCAGACAACUCAAUAUACGAGGCAGUAG
This is a messenger RNA of Cannabis sativa, 2292 nucleotides long. RefSeq lists its product as uncharacterized. The record is from RefSeq and is a predicted model, not a curated record. The transcript is spliced from 6 exons. NCBI's taxonomy places the organism in Eukaryota, Viridiplantae, Streptophyta, Magnoliopsida, Rosales, Cannabaceae. Bases 1 to 2292 code for a protein of 763 amino acids.